CAGGCACCACCGUUUUAUGUGUGCCAUCUCCCGUAUAGUGCCAGCAGUCUAAAUCCUGCUCUGGAUUUAGUCUUCUACCGACGUUUCUUAGCGAUUGCCGAGUUCUGUCGGCAUAUCUGACUCUCAAUCUAGGUCGCUCCCCUUGCAGGAAUUCAGAUCGUUGGUUUUUUGGGAGGAACGACUAGACUCAGAAGCGGGUAGGCAUGGGGCAGGGUCAGUCCGGUUUGCCCGGAAAGGGCAUGCCAGGCGAUGGCAAAGAUGACCGGAAGGAAAAGAAGAAAUACGAGCCCGCGGCCCCCCCAUCGCGUGUCGGCCGCAAGCAGCGUAAGGCCAAAGGACCCGAAGCAGCGGCUCGUCUGCCCGUCGUAACCCCGGCUACUAAGUGCAAAUUGCGUCUGCUGAAGCUGGAGCGCGUUAAGGACUACCUUCUUAUGGAGGAAGAGUAUGUGACGAAUCAGGAGCGGCUGAAGCCGCAGGAGGAGAAGAACGAGGAGGAUCGGUCUAAGGUGGACGAUCUUCGCGGGACGCCUAUGAGCGUGGGGAGUCUGGAGGAGAUUAUCGACGAGAACCACGCCAUCGUGUCGUCGUCUGUAGGCCCGGAGUAUUACGUCAGCAUCCUGUCGUUUGUGGAUAAGGACCAAUUGGAGCCUGGCUGCUCAAUCCUCAUGCACAAUAAGGUGCUGUCAGUGGUGGGGAUCCUACAGGACGAGGUGGAUCCCAUGGUGUCCGUGAUGAAGGUAGAGAAGGCUCCGCUGGAGUCGUAUGCCGAUGUUGGCGGUCUGGAGCAGCAGAUUCAGGAGAUCAAGGAGGCGGUGGAGCUGCCUCUCACACAUCCGGAGCUCUACGAGGACAUCGGCAUCAAGCCGCCCAAGGGAGUCAUUCUCUAUGGUGAACCCGGCACUGGCAAGACCCUUCUGGCAAAGGCUGUCGCCAACUCCACUUCAGCCACGUUCCUGCGUGUGGUGGGCAGCGAGCUCAUUCAGAAGUACCUUGGCGAUGGGCCCAAGCUUGUGAGGGAGUUGUUUCGAGUGGCAGAUGAGCUCUCGCCGUCCAUUGUCUUCAUCGACGAAAUUGAUGCCGUGGGAACCAAACGUUACGAUGCUCAUUCGGGAGGUGAGAGGGAGAUUCAGCGCACGAUGCUUGAGCUGCUGAACCAGCUGGACGGCUUUGACUCCCGUGGAGAUGUCAAGGUCAUUCUCGCCACCAACCGCAUUGACAGCCUCGAUCCCGCUCUGCUGCGUCCGGGCCGUAUUGACCGCAAGAUCGAGUUCCCUCUGCCUGACAUCAAGACCAAGCGCCGCAUCUUCCAGAUUCACACGUCUCGGAUGACAACAUCAGACGAUGUGAACUUGGAGGAGUUCGUGCUGAGCAAGGACGAGCUCUCUGGCGCUGAUAUCAAGGCUAUGUGCACAGAGGCCGGGCUGCUUGCUCUUCGUGAGAGACGCAUGAAGGUGACACAGGCAGAUUUUCGCAAGGCCAAGGAGAAGGUUCUGUACAAGAAGAAAGAGGGUGUUCCCGAGGGUCUUUACAUGUAAAGAGCUUGACUGGCGUGCUGUGUUUCAAUUCAUCUUACCAAUACUGUAGUUUGUCUGUGACCUGACAUGAGAAGGGAAGGCAUCUACAAGUAAUCACGUUUCGAUGCACGUUUCGAGCUGGCUUGCAACAGAGUCGCCUUGUAUAACACUAACUUCCAUUUUCACGGUCUAGAAGUCAUUUUCUUUUAUUUUUAUAAAA
Messenger RNA from Closterium sp. NIES-67, 1734 nucleotides. The record is from the annotation of a GenBank genome assembly. Lineage: Eukaryota; Viridiplantae; Streptophyta; Zygnematophyceae; Desmidiales; Closteriaceae.